CUUCCAAGGCAGGUGUGUCCACCCAAAAGGCCCAUUUUUGUGAGAUAUGCGGCCCGGACUUGGGAGACAUUUUGCACUUGACUGAGCAUCAGAGGCAGAAACUGUAUGAUACUGGGGCAUGGGAGCAGCAAUUUUAUUUCAGUGCAAAACUUCAGCACCAAAAGCAGAACAUUGGAGAGAAAUGCUUCAGAAGCAACAUGGACAGAGCCUCAUUUAUGAAAGACUGCAAAUUUUUUGUGUCAGGGAAAUCCCUUUCCCGUGGGGAGUCCACACACACCAGGGAGAAGUCAAACAAGGGAACUGAAUGUGGAGCUGCCUUUCACAGGGGGGAAACUCAUUAUAACUCUGGAGAAUGUACUGAAGACUUUAGUUGCAAACACAUGCUUUUUCAGCACCAAAGAGUCCCCACUAGAGAAAAAUUCUACAUGUGCAGCGAAUGUGGGAAAUCUUUUAGCAAAAGCUACAGCCUCAAUGACCAUUGGAGAGUUCAUACUGGGGAAAAGCCUUAUAAGUGUGGAGAAUGUGGAAAAACCUUUAGGCAAAGCUCUAGCCUCAUUCAACACCGGAGAGUUCACACUGGAGCGAGGCCUCAUGAGUGUGACGAAUGUGGAAAAUUAUUUAGCAACAAAUCCAACCUCAUUAAACAUCGGAGAAUUCAUACUGGGGAAAGGCCAUAUGAGUGUAGUGAAUGUGGGAAAUCCUUUAGCGAAAGCUCUGCACUCCUUCAACACCGGAGUGUUCACACUGGAGAAAGGCCUUAUGAGUGCAGUGAGUGUGGGAAAUUCUUUACCUACCACUCCAGUCUCAUAAAACACCAGAGAGUUCACUCUGGAUCAAGGCCCUAUGAGUGCAGUGAAUGCGGAAAAUCCUUUACUCAAAACUCUAGCCUCAUUGAACACCGUAGAGUUCAUAGUGGAGAAAGGCCUUAUAAGUGCAGCGAAUGUGGGAAAUCUUUUAGCCAGAGCUCUGCACUUCUGCAACAUCGGAGAGUUCACACUGGAGAAAGGCCUUAUGAGUGCAACGAGUGUGGGAAAUUCUUUACUUACAGCUCCAGUCUCUUGAAACACCAGAGAGUUCACACUGGAUCAAGGCCUUAUGAGUGUUGUGAAUGUGGGAAAUCCUUUACUCAAAACUCCAGCCUCAUUAAACACAGGAGAAUUCACACUGGAGAAAAGCCUUAUGAGUGCAGCGAAUGUGGGAAAUCUUUUAGCCAUAGCUCCAGCCUCAUUAAACACCGAAGAGUUCACACUGGUUAAAGGCCUGAUGAGUGCAGUGGAUGUGGGAAAUCCUUUACCCAUAGGUCCAACUUCAGUGACCACUAGAGUGUUCACAUUGGAGAAAGGCUUUACGUGCAUUUGAAUGUGGGAAAUUCAUCUCCAGGCUCCUAAAACACCAUAGUGUCACAUUGGAUGAAAGCCUUAUGAGUGUGGCAGAUGUGGAAAAUCGUUUGGCCAAAGUCUAGCCUCAAUACACUCCAGAGAAUUCGCAGUGGAGAAAGGCCUUAUACAUUCAGUGAGUGUGAGAAAGCCUUCUGCUGAAGAACUUACCUCAUUGGAUACCACAGAUUUCAAAUGGGAGAACUACCUUCAAUGUGCAGGUAUAUACGAUUUCUUUGUUCAGUGCAACAACACAGGAGGAGAUCCCUUAUGAAGAUGCCAUUUGCCUGUAUUGAACCACAUACAUGCAAACAUCCACUUAAAUUCCAGGUAUGUGGGAGCUGCAUUGCACUUUUUAAGCUGUCCAGGGCCCUUGCCAGAUUUAUGUCACUGCCAGUUCUGUAGCAGAAGUCAUUUCACCUCUAACCACCUGGCAGAUGCCCGUAGUGUGCAACAUUCACCCAACCUAGUGUGUUCAGGGAAGGAAACCCCAGUGCUCUCCCAUUUGCUGGAUGAUUCAUGAGUAGCUUGAACACUUAGUCUUUCCCAGUUUUUUUUCUCCCUCAUGAGUUAAAUCGUGGACCUUACCCAGUUUUGGCCUAGAGGACUCCAUUGGUGAUUUGAAAAGAUGGACUACAUUUUUCAGGGAUAUUAUUGAUCUCAUGAGACUCUAGUGAUGGGAUUUUCCAGCCUCCAAGUCACCAGCCUGGGGAACAGUCUGCCUCCCAUUGCUCUUGUUUGUAUAAUAAUAAAGGUCUUAUUGUUUAAGUCACCAUUAAUCUCAGGGGUUCUGUUCACUGUAUGGGGUGGUUUGUUGUUAACUGGGUUUGCUGGCUUGAAGAGAUGAACUGCUCUGGUCAGGAUCCCAAACUGUGUGCCUCAGCAGGGACAGUAUGAUGGCAGAAUAUGCCUCUCCAGUUUUGGCCUAGGUUGCAUUGCUGCUCAAAACCUUCAAGGAAAGACUGCAGGGCUUUGUGGUCUUAAUUUUUAGAUGGCAGGCCAUGAUGUUUUGUGGGUUUGGAGUUCAAACUGAGGAGGGGGCUGUUUUUGGUUGCUGUGACAACCUUUAGUGCUUCUGAGAGCAACAUAAACUUAUUCUCUUGU
Balaenoptera musculus (blue whale) is the source of this 2480-nucleotide messenger RNA. Its product is annotated as zinc finger protein 154-like. Gene Ontology annotation, biological process: positive regulation of reciprocal meiotic recombination. The record is from RefSeq and is a predicted model, not a curated record. Gene Ontology annotation, molecular function: histone H3K36 methyltransferase activity; recombination hotspot binding; histone H3K4 methyltransferase activity. Lineage: Eukaryota; Metazoa; Chordata; Mammalia; Artiodactyla; Balaenopteridae. Gene Ontology annotation, cellular component: nucleus. The transcript has a single exon.